GGGGUUGUUGUUGGUGGAGGAGUGGCUAGCUAGUUGCUAGUGAGUCGCGUGUGCUAUUUUUUUAUGUGAGUAAUAUGUAUGUUGUCCAGUAUUUAAAGGACUACAUAGUAGACGUUGUGUAUGAACGCCAUACAAUGUUGAAUGGGUUUUCUAUCAGUCGGUUGGACUUUGCAAAUCUUCUCUGUUUUUCCAGUUAGCUAACGUUAGCUAGCGUAACUUCCGAUUUUUGCUUUCGCGGGUCAGUACAACAACAGCUUGCUAAAGUUGCAUGCAGAUGUUUGGCAAGUGUCACACUUUCUCAAGAUGCAGUAUUCAAAUGUGUAUGUGAUGCAUUUAAGUUUGCAGUGUGCCUAUGCUUUCAUUUAGCCAUCGAGCUAGAGCAGAGGUGUAUACACUAGGAACGAACCUGAAUGUAUCCAAUAUAGCAUCUUGUUUUCGCUGUAAAAAGUGUUCCGAUGCAAAGCGUGUUGGACUAAUGAUUACACCCCAGAUAUAGUAGCGUUGUUUUGUUUACGCAUGGUCACUGUGAACUGUAAUCUAUUGUGCAUGACAGUGCCAGGCUGCCUGCAUUAUGUCACUGCUUAGCCUUGUGGAUGAAGCCAUCAAGUUGUGUAAAGUAGAGGAGACCAAGAUAAACGAGAACAUCCUUCAAUACAGGGAGAUACUGCGCUCUUUGAGACCACAGCAAGAAGACGGCAAGGAAAUAGAACUGACAGAUGAUGUUGAAAAGGACCCAGAUGUCCAACUGGAGGAGAGACGGGAGAUGAAACUGCUGAAUCGAUUGCUGGAGAAGGCCCUCAGAGUUCGCGCUGGCACAGCACCCCAAAAAGACCCUCAGAACUGUCCAGGACCAAAGAAAGAACCAGUGGACACUACACAGGGCAAGGGAAGGGCUCUGACCCCAGGUGGCACCAAGGGGAAUAAAAAUGGCAUUAAAACUACCUCCAAACCCAUCACGAUGGACAAAAAAGAGUCCAAAAAGUAUUCUGCCUCCCAUCUCUCCUGGGGUGGAAGGGGGAGGAUGGGUCAUCCGGUAGGUCAUUCAGGACAAGGCAGGGCAAGCAUGAUCAGAAGCUCUGUCCAGAUGCAGAAACGAUCUGUCGUGUCAUCAAAGGGGUUUCCUCCCCAGUCCUCUGGGAAGGAAGUGAAGCAGGCUGGUCCUCCAGGUCCUGUGUCACAUGAUCAGGGUCAAUCACCACAGGCCUCAUCAGCACAUCAUCAGGUUGAGGUGUCCCACAGGUCAGCUGCAGCCACUUCCUUCCAGCCCCCUAAGUGGGACACGGUGUCUGUUUCACACAUGGAGGGGAUGCCAAAAGCACAUGUAAUUUCACCUCCACAGAAUAGGGCUCCCACACCGUUAACUAAAUGGAUCAGUCUAAGGACCAAACAAAGCAGGUUAUGGGACAAAGUCCUGGCUCUACAAUCCAAACCUGUGGCGGAGAGGAGUCACUUCACGGAGAGAGUGAAAGCCACUUUCUCCAGAGAGUGGCCAACCAGUGGCAGCCCGGCCGACACCGGGGCUCAGGUGGACAGACUGACACAGCUUUGCACGGAUCUGAGUCAUUGCUACCAGAGCGAGCGGCUGCUGACUGGCCAGACCUUCAGAACCUCUGGCACUGAGCCAGGUACCAGCCCAACCAGAGGAGAUAUGGAAGGAGGGAUAACAACAUGCCAGAAGAGCGAAUAUGAGUCCUUGCUGAUGCUGGAAGGACUAGAGAAGAUGGUGGCAGACCUCCGGAAACAUGCUGGACAGCUGAGAAAAGAGUGGGAGGCAUGGGAUCGAUGGAGGAGGCUGAAGGGGGAAGGAGCGGGCGCGUUCUGCCCCGUCAGGAGUAAGGGUGAGUGGGGUGACCUGAGUGGGGUGACCCCCUUGCCCCCCACCCUGACCUACACCAGCCAGGCAGAGCUCCAGGAGGUGGAGAGGCUGAGGUUGCGAGUGGGGCUGCUACAACAGGAGGUGCACCUGCAUCAGGCUCUCUCUGACACCAUGGUCAUGCCCUCCGCUCCUGGACUUCCCAACCCCGCCGUGCUCCGUGACAUUUACUCCCUGCUUGGAGAGGGAGGGGUGAUGUUUCCUACUCUGGUUCUGGACACAGAACCUGACUAAAGGAACAGGUCAAAUGAACUGAACAGGCCAAAUCACCUGGGUCAUGUUUAUUAGGGCACACAAUGCAGCAGAAAACAAAUGAACGUUUCUAAUUGGACAAGUCCAGGUAGCCUCUCCCUGUUUCAUUCUGUGUUCUUCCAUUUGGUGCCUAAUGAACACGACCAAGAAAGACUAUUGAAGAAUAGACCAAUGAAUGGUAUGUCUUAGGAGGGGACACUGAGAACAGAGGAAGAAGAAUGGAGAAUCUUCUGAAAAGAGGCAUUUUUGUGUGUUGGGAAUGUCAAUCUGUGUAUUUAUUUGGAGAGAUUGAGCAUUUUGGUUUUACAUUGUUUCUUUUGAAAAAUAUUGUAAGACUCCUAUAAUUAGAUUAAAUUAUUCAAAUUGAUGGAUA
This is a messenger RNA of Oncorhynchus kisutch (coho salmon), 2498 nucleotides long. RefSeq names its product tubulin epsilon and delta complex 2 (gene tedc2). NCBI's taxonomy places the organism in Eukaryota, Metazoa, Chordata, Actinopteri, Salmoniformes, Salmonidae. The record is from RefSeq and is a predicted model, not a curated record. Bases 572 to 2107 code for a protein of 511 amino acids. The transcript is spliced from 9 exons.